This is a messenger RNA of Mauremys mutica (yellowpond turtle), 2813 nucleotides long. RefSeq names its product ras-related and estrogen-regulated growth inhibitor-like protein. The transcript is spliced from 5 exons. Lineage: Eukaryota; Metazoa; Chordata; Testudines; Geoemydidae. Gene Ontology annotation, molecular function: GTP binding; GTPase activity. The record is from RefSeq and is a predicted model, not a curated record. Bases 607 to 1242 code for a protein of 211 amino acids.
UCCAGCCCAGCCACCCCCAUCCAGCAUCAUCAGACCCCCCGCCAUUCCUGCCACCCCUCCCAACCAGGGGUAUCAUCCCCACAGUCCUGCCAUCCCCCUACCAGAGUCAUCAGCCCCCUAUCUGUGCCAUCCCCUUCCCAGCCCUGCCAACCCCCACCAAGCCCUGCCACCAUCCUAUUCCAACCAGGGCCAUCAGCUCCCCCAGCCCAGCCACCCCAUUUCCCCAACUGCCCCUUAUGCCAGCCAACCAAACACUGCCUGAUCUGGUGUAGGCACUCUGGCUGUCAGGAGUGAUGGGGUGGGCUCACAUGGCGGUGUCUUUGUAGCUCAGUGCAGGGGGGAGGUUUAUUGCAUGAUUCCCCUGGGGAUGGGGUGUGCCAGGCUGGGGGUGGUGUGAAGACAGGUGCUCAGGAGGUGGGGUGGCUUGGGGAGAGGGGCCAGGAGCUGAUGCGAUGCCAACGGCGAAGGGCAGAGUUGUGAAGGGCCCUGAAGGGUUGGGGCAAGAAGCUUGAAAUUGGUGCAGUGGAGGAGCGGGAGCCAGUGGAGGAAGUCAAGGAGGUGGAGGUGACAUGAAGUGCCAGCUUCACCCCAGACCACCAGCCCUUGAUGGAGGUGUCCAAUCCCACCACGCUGAAAAUGGAAGCAAAUGUGCUAGUUAUGGGAGCAGAGAGCGUGGGGAAAUCAGCCUUGACGGUGCGUUUCCUUACCAGGCGAUUCAUCGGGGAAUAUGGAGACAUGGAAUUCAUCUACAGCCACAGCCUGGCAAUGGAGGGCAGAGAGAUCCACGUCCACAUAUGGGACGUCCCCUGUUCACAGGACCGGGUGGAUGAGAGCUCUGCCAAGGAAAAGCGAGUCCAGUGGGCAGAUGGCUUUGUCCUGGUCUACAGCAUCUGCGACCGUGCCAGCUUCAACAUGCUGCGCCCCAAAGUCCAGGUCAUCAAGGCAGCCAAGGAGGCUCUAAGCCAGGAGAAGGUGCCCAUCGUCAUUGUGGGCAACAAGCGGGACCUGCACCACCGGCGGGCAGUCUCCAGUGAGGAGGGCCGGCUCCUGGCGCUCUCCAUGGACUGCAAGUUCUAUGAGGUCUCUGCAGCUGAGGCCUAUCAUGGAGCACUCAUGGUCUUCCAGGGGCUGGCGGAGCGCAUCUGCGAGGCCAAGCUGGCACUGAAGAAGGGAACUGGGAUCCGCAGCAUUGUCAAAAGCAUGUCGGCUGUGUUUGCUCGGAAGAGGACGGACUCACUCUGAGCUGGAGCCUGUGUGUUACUUCCCCAUGUGCUGCCAGCUGGAAACACCAGAGUGCCCAGCCUCCUUCACUAGACUAACCCCUCCUACCCCAGUGACUGUGAAAAGAGCCAUGUAGUCUAUUUGGGGAGUCAAAUGGAUUCCCCCAACCUCACACCUGAGAGCCUCAGGAAAAUAGCUGAAUCUGCCCCUGCUAACCUAUAUACCAGUGCAACCUGGGGCCUUUUAUAAUUCAACACUUAGGAGUCUGUAGUGUCCAACCCCAGGGGGUUGGGCCCUAUUAUACAGUUACUAGCAUGGUGUCCAAUCUAGCUAUAAAUGCGCCACCUCUGGGCUCCCACCCCUUCCCUUGAGGAGCAGAUUCCUCAGCCAGGUAGUCUGAAUUUUAUGUAUAUUACAAUAGCAUCCAGAGACUCCAGUCAGCAUUGGGACCCCAUUGUGCUGAGCUCACAGUCUCUCUUAAGUCUUCACUCUAAAUAAGUCCCCUCCCAAAUAUUGGAAAACACCAGAGCAUCUUUCUGCUGCUUCUGGGCGUAUCUUACCUCCCCCAGUUCCUUUGGAGGGGAGCUGCCACUUCCUCUCAGUAAAGAUGAGUGGGAAGGACCAGCUGUCCCCUAACCCUCUGUUCCAGUCUCAGCUGGGAAUCUAGGAGCAAUAACUUGGGCAUGUGGCUAUUUGUAUCUGUCUUAGGUAGUUAUUAUGGUCUCUAUUACCAUAACACCUGAGCACCUCACAAGACUGCUGUGAGGUGGGGCAGUGCUAUUAAUCCUAUUUUACAGAGGGGGAACUGAGGCACAGACACAUUAAAUGACUUGCCCAAGGUCACACACAGUCUGGUAGAUAAGGGAAUUGACCCCUGGUUUCCAGAGUCCCAAGCUAUUGCUCUGACUCGUGGACCCUCCUUCCUUCCUUUUCACAGGGAGGUGGUCCUGGGUAAUGCUCCUUGUAAGCCUCUCUGAUGCUGAUGUGGUUCUGGAGUGGCUAGUGGGCGCAGUCCCCAUGUACAGAGGGUGGCGUCUAUGUCUGCCCCUUGGUGUUUCUCAGCAUCUCGGAUGUUUAUCUUCAGCUGACACCAAAGCCCUUGGGAUUCAGGGAACGUUGUCAGCCUCUGGUUCUGUCCCUCUUCUCUGUGCAGUCUCGACUAGUUACUGAGCUGUCACGGUGCCUGGCGUUGUCUGUGCUGACCAGCUCCUCUCCCCGGUUCUUUUGCUGACAGCAGAGGUUUCUGUUGUUUAAACGUUGCAUUGUCCAUGCAUAUGAGAUUGGAGACUUGGCUGGUUUCCAGGACUCCAGACUCUAGCGUGGGAUCCCGUGUAUGUUAACCCGGUCCCUGCUGGGAGCCACAGUUUGUCUGCCCCUAGCUGGUCACCGGGCAGGGCCUGUGAGUUGAAGGAAGAGCUAGGUUCUUCCCACAGAUGGGCUGAAAACCAGUAAAAUUCCUCUCUGAAUGUGGAGCGGGGUCUCUGCUCCUUCUACCCCAGCACCAGGGCUGUAAAGGUUGAGUGUAAAUAAGAGGGUGCGUCGGUGUAAAUAGUGAUUUCUACUGCAAUAAACCCCCUUUGUGUAGGAAGCUC